CAGGAGGCGCCACAUCCGGCGGCUGCCCCGUGGUGCAUAAAGCCGACGCCGCUGGGGCCACCACCGCAGUUGGUUUCCAGCAGCAGCUCUGGCCUCUUCUCGGCUGCGGGAGCAGCUUCUCCAAUGCCCCAGAGCGGCCAUGAGCUCCCCGCACUGGUGGGACCAGCUGCGGGCUGGCAGCUCGGAGGUGGACUGGUGCGAGGACAACUACACCAUCGUGCCUGCCAUCGCCGAGUUCUACAACACGAUCAGCAACGUCUUGUUUUUCAUUUUACCGCCCAUCUGCAUGUGCUUGUUUCGUCAAUAUGCAACAUGCUUCAACAGUGGCAUCUACUUAAUAUGGACUCUGUUAGUUGUAGUGGGAAUUGGAUCCGUCUACUUCCAUGCAACCCUUAGUUUCCUGGGUCAGAUGCUUGAUGAACUUGCAAUCCUUUGGGUUCUGAUGUGUGCUCUGGCCAUGUGGUUCCCCAGAAGGUAUCUACCAAAGAUCUUUCGGAAUGACAGGGGCAGGUUCAAGGCGGUGGUCUGCGUCCUGUCUGCAGUUACAACGUGCCUGGCGUUUGUCAAGCCUGCCAUCAACAACAUCUCUCUGAUGACCCUGGGGGUUCCUUGCACGGCGCUGCUCGUCGCUGAGCUAAGGAGGUGUGACAACGUGCGUGUUUUUAAGCUGGGCCUCUUCUCGGGCCUCUGGUGGACCCUCGCCCUCUUCUGCUGGAUCAGUGACCGGGCCUUCUGUGAGCUGCUGUCGUCCUUCCACUUUCCCUACCUGCACUGCGUGUGGUUGUGCCGGGUCUUAGUUGCGGCAUGCGGGAUCUUCAUUGCGGCAUGCAGACUUCUAAGUUGCGGCAUGCGUGAGGGAUCUAGUUCCCUGACCAGGGAUUGAACCCGGGCCCCCUGCAUUGGGAGCAUGGAGUCUUAACCACUGGACCACCAGGGGAGUCCCUCCUGUGACUGUUUUUUUAAAUUAAGGGAUUCAUCGGCAAUCAUAUUUAUAAGAAUAACAGGACUAUCAGAGGAGGAAGCAGCAGUAUUAGUAUCAUUGCAGUGGUUUUUUUUAGACUUCUUUUCUGGCCAGGGUGAGGGGAUGAGGGGUGGAUACAGAGGUCUUUGAUAAUCUGCUGUAAGCAGUGGGUCUUGGAAAAUGCCCAGACAUAGAAUUUUCUGGGUAUUCAGAUGUCCCUAGAAGCCACCCAGAUGAUGAACUGUGUGACAGGACACAAAGCCAGGACUCACAUCCUUUCUGGUGAUGAAAUUGGCAACUCCAUAGCUCCACUUUCCCGACUGCCCUCUGAGACCAACCCCAGGGCCCUUCUCGUGUGAGGACUUUCCAUUAUGAGGGGCCAGAAGGGGGCAGACCCCGGGGGCUGGAAACUUACACCUUAGGAGUUGAACAAAUUUGGAAUUCACCUCUUCUCAAGCCUCUCCUGGUUUAUGGUUUCAGCCACUCCUUAAGAUGCUAUCUGGGUCUGAUACUAUUCUGUCUCCUUUUGCACUGUUGAAUUUUUCCAUAAAUUAAAAAAAAUGUUUUAAAUACGCUAUUUGGGUUUUCCUCCUCGGCUCUCUCGGGUGGGGCUCAGCCCCCUCUUGCCCCACUUUAUAGGGGCUGGUAGCCCCUUUCCCCAGUUUGAAGAGUUAUCUGUAUCUCACGUUGGCACCUCUGUCUCUGAUCACCUCCAGGCCUGGUGACCCUCUGAGUAUUAACUCACGAAAGGGAAAGAUCAACCUCACCUGGGUUUUUGUUGGCUUGUUUUAUGUUUCUCGUUAAAACAUUUGAUUCAACUGCUUUUACGAGCAGAGACCAGACGUUAUUGUAGCAAAUGGCAAUAAAGUCAGUAGAGUUUAUUUUUGUGUUAAGGCCGGUGGUGGGAAAGUGGCUAACUGUGAGGCUAGGGGCAUGGGGUGACAGAAAAUGCAUAAUGGCAUUAUUGGUGACACUGGCUAGAGAUGGAUGCUUGUGAACAAAGAAAACCUUAGCCAUCAGGGUGGGAGGGACCUGGAGAGACUCCUGGAAUAUACUGCCAUCUAGUGGCCUUUCAGGGUAUUGCUACCAGGGCACAAGUGAAGUCCUUCCCGAUUGCUGAUCAUCCCAGGACUCACUAUAAUUGUCUUAAAACUCCCACAAGUUAUGCAGGCUCUUUUUAUUUUUAAAAUUAUUUUAUUUUAUUUAUUUGUUUUUUGGCUGCGUUGGGUUUUCGUUGCUGCGCGUGGACUUUCUCUAGUUGCGGUCAGCGGGGGCUACUCUUCGUUGCGGUGCGUAGGCUUCUCAUUGUGGUGGCUUCUCUUGUUGCAGAGCAUGGGCUCUAGGCACGCGGGCUUCAGUAAUUGCAGCACCUGGGCUCAGUAGUUGCGGCACGCGGGCCCUAGAGCAUGCAGGCUUCCAUAGUUGUAGCUCACCAGGUCAGUAGUUGUGGCUCGUGGGCUCUAGAGCACAGGCUCAGUAGUUGUGGCACAGGGGCUUAGUUGCUCGUGGCAUGUGGGAUCUACCCGGACCAGGGAUCGAACCUGGGUCGCCUGCAUUGGCAGGCGGAUUCUUAACCACUGCACCACCAAGGAAGCCCUGAACACAUAUCCUUUUUUCCUGCCAAGUGGAGUCAAGGAGGCCAGGGUUUGAAUGCUGGCAUAUCCCUGAACCAGUGGGGUGACUUUCAGCAACUUGAUUUACUUCUGAAUGUGUUUGCACAUAUGGAAGGCGAGAAUAACGAUCCUGAUACCCAACAUGGCUGCUGUGAGGAUUCAUUAGUCUAUGGCAAGCAGAGAGCUCAGCACUUGGUAUGGAACAGGGGUGGGGUUAUGGAAUUCAAAAUGAGACAGCUGUAGUUAUUAUCUUACAUGGCUGACCUGCACCCAUCAUACAGAUGUGGCACCAUUAUUUAUAUUGUGGGUCACCCUCUCCAUGUAAGCCCCAUCAGGGAAGGUUUAUGUCUAGCUCGUGGCUGUAUUCCCAUAGCUUAGAAUAGUUCCUGGCACAUAUUAGGUGCUCGGUAAAUGUUGGUUGAGUGAAUGAAUAAGAGAGUCACCUGGAGACCCCACGGGGUGGUUAGAUAGAUAUUGGUGGCAAGUCUAAUGGCCACUGGUUCAGGACUUUUUUUUUGGCCGUGGCCCGUGGCAUGUGGGAUCUUAGUUCCCCAACCAGGGAUCGAACCCAUACCCCCUGCAGUGGAAGUGCAAAGUCCUAACCACUGGACCACUAGGGAAUUCCCCAGGACUUCUUUUUUGCCUUAGAACCUGGCUAGUCUGUGUUCGAAAAGAGCCUUACCUCAUCCCAAAUCAGAGGGCCCCAGACAUUUCCACCAAGCACCCUUUGUCAGGAAAAGUUAUUUUUCUUGGAGAGAAAGCAAGAAGGGAGAGAAUGCCUUGUCUUACCCUCCAGUGACAGAGCCUAAAACACACAUGCCUACAUGGCUCAUGUUCUUGGGAGAGACACACAAUAAUGUGGCAUCUGGAAAAAACCCAGGUCAAGACAAAUUUGUGACAGUUCCUUCUCUGUCUCUGCUUCCCUGUUGAUGAAGUAUAUAACAAAUAGUCCCAUCCAGUUUCCUGCUUUUUCUUCUUUCCAAGAAAAACUGAAAAAAAAUUUAAAGACACCUGGGCAAAAAAAUUCCUAGCUUAUGAACCAGCAUUUCUCCAUUAUAACUUUCUACGAUGAUGGAAAUGCCCUAUAGCCUUGCACUGUCUGGUAUGUUAGCCACCAGGCCCACGUGGCUAUUGAGCAUUUGAAAUGCGGCUGGUGCAAAUGAAGAACUGAGUUUUUAAUUUUGAUUAAUUUGAUUUAAAGAGCCACACGUGACCGGUGGCUACCGAGCAUGGUGGACAGUGGACAAUGCAGAUAGACAGAGGAGGGACAGGAAGGGAGGCUCAAACAGGGGUCAGACCCUGGAAGUCUUGACCAGAAAAGCCUUUCUGUGCUUUUCAACAUGGGUGCACUGUGGUCAGCUUAGAGCAGCAAAUGAAGUCACGUUCCUUUUAAUAUUCAAACCACAUGACUUUGAGCCCUUAUCCCACCUCUCUUUCGUCUCUUGCACAGGUCUCCUCCCUCCUGGGAAAUCUCAUAGUCUCCUUGAGGGCUUCUUUUGCCCAAGGGACAGUCGUUAUUACUCUUACCUCCAGGAGGGAAAACCAGGAAUCCUGGUUCUUUGGCUGCUGCCGCCACCUUGGCCACUAGGUGUCACUAGUGGCCACACAGCCACCUCCAAGCAGAAGGCAGGCACCAGGUUGGGGGUCUGGGGACAAAUAGGGGGUUGGAGGUGGAGAGGAAGUCAGGUUCUGGAGGGGGUGGAACUCAGGCUUAGGAACACAGUAGAGGCACCAGAUCAUGUGUUGAUGUCAGGGAAAUGUACCCAGGAAGCAGGAAGCUGUAUUCCUUGUCUGGUUGUCCUAAGGGAAUCCUUCCUGCCUACAUCCUGCUGAAAGAAGAGGCUUUUGGAGUAUGUACUCUCUUGCCUAGGUGGACCUCAGUAGGCAAUCCCCCUCAUAAAACAAAGUCAUUUGAUGUAUGUGCUCAUCUUGCUGUCUGAGCGCUUCAUCUUCUCUGUGGUCAAUGUAGAAGAGAGAGAUUUCUGGCAGCAGGAGAGGGGGACAGACAUGGGUCCCUGCGCCACCUCCCACUUCUGGUGUGAUUCAUGGGAGCAAUUCGACUCCCCGAACACCUGUACAGGAGAGAAAAUAAGACCUGCCACACAAUUUUGCUGCUUUUGAUUUUCUCUCCAAGAUGAGAUUUUAGUUUCCUGACAACUCAUUGCUCAGCUUACUGACGGGGCUCAACUCUUGCCAGUUGACUGACUACUAGUUUGAGUGUUAUUAAUGUAGCCGGGGGAGAACUGAACUUUCUCUCCUGGUGAGAUUUAAUGACACUCACCCCAGCUGCAACACUGAAGUCAGAGAGACUGACCUCCAACCAGCUACUUCAUUGGAUAUGUCACUUAUUUUGCAUAUGAGGAAGCUGAGGCUUAGAGGAAUUGAGGGCAGUAUCUACCUUUCAGAUGGUGUGAUGGUCAUAUGCCAACUUUGCUGGGACAAGGGGUGCCCAGGUAUAUAUUUGGUCAAACAUUACUCUGGCUGUUUCUGUGAGGGUACUUUGGAUGAGGUUAACAUUUAAAUUGGUAAACCUUGAGUAAAGCAGAUUGCCCUCCACAAUGUGGGUAGGCCUCAUCCAUCAGUUGGAGGUCUGAACGGGACAAAAAGACUGGCCUCUCUUGAGCAAGAGAGAAUUCUCCAGCAGACUGCCUUUGAACUUCAUCACAGCCUUGGCUUUUCCUGGUUCUAAAGCAGACAGCCUUUGGAGUUGAGCUGGAACUUCAGGUCUCCUGGGUCUCCAGGCUGCCAGCCCACCUUGCAGAUUUUGGAAUUGCAAGCUUCCAUAGCUGCAUGAGCAAAUGCCUUAUAAAACACACACACACACACACACACACACACACACACACACCCUAUUGGUUCUGUUUCUCUGGAGAACCCUGAUUACUACAGAUGGCCAUGAGGGCUAACUGAAAUUACAGUGUGAAAGUAUCUAGUACGGUACUCCAUGCAUGGUAGGUGCUCAAUAAAUGCUACUUUGUUUUCUAA
Orcinus orca (killer whale) is the source of this 5559-nucleotide messenger RNA. RefSeq names its product alkaline ceramidase 2 (gene ACER2). The transcript is spliced from 6 exons. Gene Ontology annotation, biological process: ceramide metabolic process. NCBI's taxonomy places the organism in Eukaryota, Metazoa, Chordata, Mammalia, Artiodactyla, Delphinidae. The record is from RefSeq and is a predicted model, not a curated record. Gene Ontology annotation, cellular component: membrane. Gene Ontology annotation, molecular function: hydrolase activity, acting on carbon-nitrogen (but not peptide) bonds, in linear amides. Bases 140 to 883 code for a protein of 247 amino acids.